Hordeum vulgare subsp. vulgare (domesticated barley) is the source of this 561-nucleotide messenger RNA. Its product is annotated as transcription factor BHLH133-like. Lineage: Eukaryota; Viridiplantae; Streptophyta; Magnoliopsida; Poales; Poaceae. The transcript has 5 exons. Gene Ontology annotation, molecular function: protein dimerization activity; DNA-binding transcription factor activity. Bases 1 to 561 code for a protein of 186 amino acids. The record is from RefSeq and is a predicted model, not a curated record. Gene Ontology annotation, biological process: regulation of DNA-templated transcription.
AUGCAGGCAGCAGAAUGUGCAUCCUGCUGGGAUUGUCUCGAUGCAAUCUGCGAGGAGUCGGAGAUGAUUGCGCAUUUGCAGUCAGUGCUAUGGUGCAGCAGUGAUUCUGAUGCAAUCUUCUGCUCCUCCGAAAAUGAUAGCACAAAUCCAUCUUUUGAUUGCCAAGUGGUUGACCUCGGUUCAGCGACUGAGAGGAACACUGGUAUCAAAAGAAAGAUGCAAGGGGAUGAGCAGAGCAACCAGCACAACAAUGUCCCCGCGGCACUCUCGGCCGCAAAGAAGAGUGGUAACAAGUCAAGAGCUGCAAUGGACUCACAAAGCAACUAUGCAAAGAGGAGAAGGCAUAAGAUCAAUGAGAGACUGAGAGUACUGCAACACCUGAUUCCUAACGGCACAAAGGUUGACAUCAGCACAAUGUUGGAGGAAGCUGUCCAGUAUGUCAAGUUUCUGCAUCUGCAGAUCAAGCUCUUGAGCUCCGAUGAAACGUGGAUGUACGCUGCGCUCGGCUACGAUGGCGUCAACGUCAGGCUUCCCCAUCUUGAAUCUCUGGCUCAGGAAUGA